AAACACUCACCGCCUCCAUGUUGGAAAGAACACAUAUUAACGAUUCCCUUUUUAAUAUAAGAUACACUGAAAAAGCAGGAUUCAUUUAUCAUAGCUAUAUAGUUACUGAAACGUUAACCCAGCGACUGAGGAUACAGAGGAGAAAGCUGUUUUUUCCUUUACAGAACGAGCCUCUGUGCCAAUGCUGGAGCGAUCUUCUGGCUUUCAGCAGGCUCACCUUUUUAUUUUUUCGUUAUUUUAUUUUGUUGUUUGUAUACGUUUAGGCAACACCGGUGCUUGAUGUUGAUCAAAAAGGGUUGUCUGCGCUGAAGCGGUGUUUGCUAUUUGACCACUGAUUGCGAGCAAGCUGGACUUGUAGAAAAUAGCUAGUCAUAGCUAGCGGUUGUUUAAAAAGAAUAAGUGAAUAAAAAGGAAUAACACCCGUUUCCAUGGACCACACGUCCAUAAUUACCCAGGUUUCUAACCCAAAGGAGGAGGAGAUAAUUUCUUCUAGUCAAGAAAAAGUCUCCCAGUCAAACAGCAGCUUGAAGAAGCAGCGCAGCAGGAGUAUCUUCAGCACUUUCUUCUGCUGUUUCCAAAACUACAAUGUGGAGCCUCCAUCCACGAACAACAACAUCAGCUCCCUCCCUCCGCCUGUGGAGGAGAAUGGGACACUUCCCAAGUGUGCCCAGGUCCAGGUUAGCCCCAGCCCCAGUCCUCCCACCAAAUACCUUCUACCUGAGAUGAAGAUAUCUGACUACGGCAAGAAAUGUGUGGUGAUCGACCUGGAUGAAACCCUGGUGCACAGCUCAUUCAAGCCCAUUAGCAAUGCUGAUUUCAUCGUGCCAGUGGAGAUCGAUGGGACCGUUCAUCAGGUGUACGUGCUGAAGAGGCCACACGUAGAUGAGUUCCUGCAGAAGAUGGGGGAGCUGUUUGAAUGCGUGCUCUUCACAGCCAGUCUAGCCAAGUAUGCGGACCCUGUGGCAGACCUGCUGGAUCGUUGGGGGGUGUUCCGGGCCCGCCUCUUCAGAGAGUCCUGUGUGUUCCACCGUGGGAACUACGUCAAAGACCUGAGCCGCCUGGGGAGAGAGCUCCGCAAUGUCAUCAUAGUGGACAAUUCCCCUGCAUCCUAUAUCUUCCACCCAGAAAACGCAGUCCCUGUGCAGUCGUGGUUUGAUGACAUGGCAGACACAGAGCUUCUGGACCUACUCCCUUUCUUUGAGGGGCUAAGCAGAGAGGAGGACGUUUACAGUGUGCUGCAGAACCUCAGGGCAAGGUAGCGGAGCAUCUGCCCCUGAUGGCUGACCUCUCCUCUCACCCCCCCCCAUCCCCCCCCCCCCCAGCGUGACUCAGGUCCUCUCCUGCUACAGCUUGAAGAGGACCGCAGAGUCACUCCAUGGAAAACCGCCCCUUCUGCCCCUGGAUUAUUAAACAUAUAUAUU
This is a messenger RNA of Megalops cyprinoides (Indo-Pacific tarpon), 1421 nucleotides long. Its product is annotated as CTD small phosphatase-like protein. The record is from RefSeq and is a predicted model, not a curated record. The coding region runs from base 429 to 1259 and encodes 276 amino acids. Gene Ontology annotation, molecular function: RNA polymerase II CTD heptapeptide repeat phosphatase activity. NCBI's taxonomy places the organism in Eukaryota, Metazoa, Chordata, Actinopteri, Elopiformes, Megalopidae. The transcript is spliced from 8 exons.